Molecule: messenger RNA, 941 nt
Organism: Fragaria vesca subsp. vesca
Lineage: Eukaryota; Viridiplantae; Streptophyta; Magnoliopsida; Rosales; Rosaceae
Product: pentatricopeptide repeat-containing protein At1g71420-like
Exons: 3
Coding region: 33-884 (283 amino acids)
Biological process (GO): RNA modification
Cellular component (GO): intracellular membrane-bounded organelle
Molecular function (GO): protein binding; RNA binding
Source: RefSeq, a predicted model, not a curated record
CCAUUUGAAAAAGAAAAACGGACUAAGGCGUGAUGCUACGGCUAUAUUCUCGCGCGUAUCGUAGAACCUUGAGCUCAAUCAACCAUCCACCUCCUCCCAGCCUCAACCUGCAAACCAUUCUCGGCCAAGUAGGAGCCCUCGCCACGCGCGGCCAACUCAACGAGGCACUCACACUCUUCUACACUCUCCAACCGCCACCCUCUCUCAUCCGCUGCAACCAAACCUACGCCACUCUCUUCCACGCAUGUGCUCGCCACAACUCUCUCCGACAAGGCCUCUCUCUUCACCACUACAUGCUUGCCCACAACCCGACCACCCCUCCCGACCUCUUCGUCUCCAACCACCUCAUCAACAUUUACUCCAAAUUCGGCUGCUUAGACCACGCCCGCCACCUGUUCGAUGAAAUGCCUACAAGAAACCUCGUCACCUGGACCGCUCUCAUUUCCGGCUUCGCACAGCGUGGCCUUGCUGACAAUUGUUUUCGUUUAUUCGCUGCCAUGUUGCCGCAUCACCUCCCGAACGAGUUCACAUUUGCCAGCGUGCUCAGUUCGUGCGCCGCCGCCGAAACUGUUCGUGGGCGGCAGGUGCACGCCCUCGCGUUGAAAAUGUCUUUAGAUGCUUGUACUUACGUUGCCAAUGCUCUCAUUACCAUGUACUGCAAGGGAGGUGUGUGUGAUGUUAGUCGAGACGAUGAUGCAUGGAAGGUAUUUACAACCAUGGAAUCGCGGAAUCUUAUAUCCUGGAAUUCCAUGAUUGCAGGGUUUCAGUGUCUUUGGAUGGUGUGGAGCCUUCUAAAGCUCCUCCAUAUCUCCAAGCGGCCAAGUCUCGGCUCGGACAAGCUACCCCGUACGAGAUGGCAGUUUUCGAUUCUGUCAAUUGUUUGAUUUUUGACGAUAGAGAUGAUGAUGUUGCCUUUGAGUUGCAUUUUAAGGACUCCGGUA